Rhineura floridana is the source of this 2420-nucleotide messenger RNA. RefSeq names its product DND microRNA-mediated repression inhibitor 1 (gene DND1). The record is from RefSeq and is a predicted model, not a curated record. Gene Ontology annotation, biological process: negative regulation of miRNA-mediated gene silencing; mRNA stabilization. Lineage: Eukaryota; Metazoa; Chordata; Lepidosauria; Squamata; Rhineuridae. Gene Ontology annotation, molecular function: mRNA binding. Gene Ontology annotation, cellular component: cytoplasm; nucleus. The transcript has 5 exons. The coding region runs from base 101 to 1135 and encodes 344 amino acids.
ACGCCCUGGUUUCGGCAAGCUAUAAAAGGAGCGGCCGCGCCCGAGUACGGAGGGUGUGGCUGUGAAGGUGUGUGCGGAAGCAGUUGCAGUCGCUACUACGAUGGCCGAGGGGACUAUUUAUAUGUGGAGUGUAAACCAGGCUAAUAAAGCUGCCCAUGAGGCUUGGGUGAAAGAGACUGGAAUCCAGUUAGUCCAGAUCAAUGGUCAGAGGAAAUAUGGUGGUCCUCCACCAGGCUGGGCUGGCAGUGCCCCACCAUCUGGUUCAGAGGUUUUCAUAGGGAAGAUCCCGCAGGAUAUAUAUGAGGAUAAACUAAUUCCUCUCUUCCAAAGUGUGGGAAGGCUCUAUGAAUUUCGUCUCAUGAUGACGUUCAGUGGGCUUAACCGUGGCUUUGCUUAUGCGCGAUACACAAGCAGGCACAAUGCCCAAGAAGCAAUUGCCACACUCAACAACUUUGAAAUUCAGGCCAGCUACCCCAUUGUGGUCUGUAGGAGCACUGACAAGUGUGAGCUCUGCAUUGAUGGUCUGGCGCUCUCUGUGAGAGAGGAUCAUCUUCUGCCAAUGCUGCAGGAACUUACCACAGGAGUCCUGAGCAUUUCCUUGCACCUCAGUCCUUGCAGAAGGGAGAGACAAUUGGCAGAGGUGAAAUAUAUCUCCCAUCACGCUGCUGCAAUAGCCAAGAAAGCUCUUGUGGAAGGUAGUUUGUGUCUAUGUGGAGAUGACAUAGAAGUGGAUUGGCUGAAACCAAAUAUAAAACAGAAACUCCAUAACACCUCCAAACAAGCCUUUCCAGGGAUCCUGCCAUCCAAAUAUUUUCACAGAGAUGCCCCCAGCAAGAUACCUUCUGGGCUUGUGGACUCUUACAUGCAACCAGCAGUGGGCAGUGUGCUGGACUACCUGAACUUGCAAUGUGAGGAACGGCAGCUGGGGCUGCCUCUAUUUCUUACCAAAUGUGUGCAAAAGAAUCGUGAAGGAUGGUUACGGUUCUGGUAUCAGGUGGUGAUACCCAAAUACCCAUUUCCCUUAAGUGGGUUCAUCUGGAUCAAGCCAGGUCAUUCUGGCAUGGAGGACCAUGAAGAGGCCAAGAACGCAGUGGCUCUGCAGCUACUCAAAAUCCUGGGCUGCCCUGUGGUGUAAGAGGCAUGUUGAAGGACAGCUCUCAGGUUCAGGAGAGGCCUGCGUGUGCCGCUCCUGCCGGCUAAAACCAGCUUGGAGCAAAGCCACAGGGAGGGGAGUGCCUGGCAUCUUCUGUCAUUUGUUCAUUUGUUGGUUGGGGGCAUUGUUUCCUUUGGAGUCUUUUUUUCUUUUCUGGCUAUAUUUUAAAUAGGUUGUGCAUGCAAAUUUCAGAACUAAAAUGUUUUAAGUUAAUUCAUUUGAGUUGCCAUGCUUGUUUGCUAGUAGGCAGUCUAAAAGGAGGGUAUAUUUUGGGUUCACAACUUGCUUUCCAUUUCUUAAGCAUGACUCUCUUAAAAAGUAUACCAAUGACUCCAGCUAGGGAUUCAGUCCUUAGUUCCUUUUCCUUGUUUGCAUGUUUAUAAAAACCAUUGUUCUCCUUUGUACUUGACAGUUUGGCUAGCUUUCUCAUUUGUUUGAGUGCUUGAAUUUGUUUUAUAGCCAGAUUCCUUGGGAGAGGGAGGCAUCGGACAAUCUUUCUUAAACAGGGAUAGUCUGUAACAAGUUCUUGAUGGGCUGUACAACUAAACCUGUUUCUCUAGGAAGAAAAUCACUCCCAGUGAUCAUGUCUUUCUGUAAUGGAAGCCACUUCUUCAAGCUGGAUUGAACUGUAUGGGGUGAUGUUCCCUUAAUACUUUCCUGAACCUAACAGCAGAACACCAGGUGCCUUUUUAAACAUAAAAAACAGCUCCAAUGAAUAACAAGCAGGGUGUAUUUCAGAGAAAGGAUUAUUCUGAGUCCCUUUAAACUCUUUGCCUUUUUAAAAAGUGCAUCAAAAAUAGUGAAUGAAUAUGCAACAUUGGAAACAGAGGCACUUUAUUAUUAAAAGUUGUUUUGAAAAAAAUUAAGUGUUCAGUGUCCUCAUCUGAAGCAUUUGAAAUCUGGUGGACGGUAUUGUAUAGGUUGCUUCUAGACACAGUUGCUGUUGUUUCUUCCACAAGUAUCUGGCCUUUAAUUGCCACUAGAAUGAAUGGUACUGCACACUUCACAAAAAUUCAGACCACUUGAUGAUCAGAAGUUGGGGUAUUGUCAGUGCAUCAUUUCCCUCAGCCCAACUUCAAAUCCCAGACCUGCUUUGUAGAAAACUAGAAAUGUAAGAAACUGAUAAGCCAGAGAUGUUGCUGUUUGUCAGUGGCUCUCGUGUGUUGAUAUAAAGAGGCUAUGACAGAAGCCUGUAGUCCUAUGUGCCUUGAUCUUCUAUUUACACUUUUUGAAAUGGUUUUAAUGUUUAAAGUUUUGAUGUUGUGAA